Messenger RNA from Microdochium trichocladiopsis, 822 nucleotides. RefSeq lists its product as uncharacterized. The coding region runs from base 1 to 822 and encodes 273 amino acids. The record is from RefSeq and is a predicted model, not a curated record. The transcript is spliced from 3 exons. NCBI's taxonomy places the organism in Eukaryota, Fungi, Ascomycota, Sordariomycetes, Xylariales, Microdochiaceae.
AUGAAAGACGGUAGGCUCGCCAGCGUGGCCUCGACAGCCCUUCAGGGCGUGGCGUUCGUACUCCUCCUGCUUAUCCCUAUCUUCUCGAUCCACUCGGACCCAAAUCACCUUUCCGCGCUACAGUUCGUAACCAUUGAUGCGUCCAAGACGCGCCUGAACCCCGCUGGCGGUAUCGCGCUCGUCAGCCUACCUGAUGUCAACGACUACCAGCGCCAUAAGCAGGUGUUCCAGAUAUACCUCUUCAACUACUGUAGCGGCAGCUACCUGGCUGACAGUAGGCUGGUUAUUGACUUUUGCUCCAAGAAUGGCCAUGAGAUCUGGAGUAUGAUGAGCCUCGCGAGGCAUCUCCCGGCGGGCUUCGCUGUAAUCGCCGCCGCUUGCUCCAUUGCCGUCGCCGUUGCUGCGCAAGUCACCUACGGCUCGCUCGUAGCCAAGGCCGACGAUGACGAAAUAUCCAUUACGGCGCAGAUGGGCUUGGCCGUGUACGUGAUCAACUGGGUAGCAGCCGGCUGUGCCCUUGUCGCUUGCGUCCUGCGCUUCGUAGCAGACCGACAGGUUCGCAGCGGAGGGAAGUCGGGCAGGGGUGGUCGCGGUGGCUUCGUCCGGAUCUCGCCCGACGAGGUCGAGACCGAGUACAAGUAUAGCAAGAGCAGAAAGGGGGAUAUGCCGUGCACCGACGCCUUGAUGGUGCCGUCGCCACCAGGCGCUGUGUGCGAUACGUCCCGUGACGUAUCGCGGAAUGUGUCGACAGACAAUCUCGCUACAUUAGGUAGCAAUCCUGGCGACGGCAAGUUUGAGCCCUACCGCUCUGCCAAUGUGUAG